Messenger RNA from Aspergillus thermomutatus, 786 nucleotides. RefSeq lists its product as uncharacterized. The transcript has a single exon. The record is from RefSeq and is a predicted model, not a curated record. The coding region runs from base 1 to 786 and encodes 261 amino acids. Lineage: Eukaryota; Fungi; Ascomycota; Eurotiomycetes; Eurotiales; Aspergillaceae.
AUGAAGCAAGACAAGACUGCUAUGCCAUAUGCCUGGUACUGGCAAGGCAAACCACUUCGGACUGGUCUUGCCCAGGGCGAGAAGAUCAGACCCGUCUGUACCGGAUCACAUAUCCUUCAGCCUCCCGAUCACUGUGCGCCUGACCGACCGUGCUGUCCUCCCAAUGUCCCGGACAAACCAUCCUGUCCCUGCGGACAUGGUAACAACACCGAACCCUACCAAUGGGUCCCAGAGACGCCGCAGCAGAAACCAAACGCCCGCUCUCCUGAAGCGCAGCCAAGACAUGGCGGUCCGGAAGGCCACCAAAGUCAACCCCCCAGCUGUUCCACCUCUCAGCGUCCCCCGGCCUUCACCUGCCCAGACUGUCCAUACGACACUCUCCGCCCAGAGCCCUGCUCUCUAGACAGAUACUGCACAGCCGAAAGCAUCUCCUCACCCCAUCCUUGUCUUCCGGGAGAUUCAUGCUGUCAGACGCCCCAAGACAUCCCAUACCCAGCAACCAGAUGCAAAUUCUACCCGCCCCCUUUCCCCCAUCCCAAGCUCGAAAUGCAGUGCUGCGGCUCAACGAAAGCGAGGAGCCCUCAUCAGUCUGCACCAGUUCAGUGUCAACAGAGCUUCACCCGAUUCGAGAGCUGUGAUCGCUUCGACUGCUGCGAGGAUACCUUCUUCAGCAAGUGCGAGUAUUCCCCCGCGGAGACGGGCCAUGAAGCGGAUUUGGAUUUCGAGACGAGGUCUUAUCAUCGCCGUCGUCCAUGGAUGAAUCAUCAGCUAGAUCGCAAGUUUUAA